Molecule: messenger RNA, 2410 nt
Organism: Microtus oregoni (creeping vole)
Lineage: Eukaryota; Metazoa; Chordata; Mammalia; Rodentia; Cricetidae
Product: TAF5-like RNA polymerase II p300/CBP-associated factor-associated factor 65 kDa subunit 5L
Exons: 2
Coding region: 78-719 (213 amino acids)
Biological process (GO): regulation of DNA-templated transcription
Cellular component (GO): nuclear protein-containing complex; histone acetyltransferase complex
Molecular function (GO): transcription coactivator activity
Source: RefSeq, a predicted model, not a curated record
AUAUCCUCAAUGCCAUUUGUUUAUGGCUAGAAUCCACUAAUGAAUAUGUUUUUAGCUUCUAUCGCCACUCCCACAGAAUGUUCCUACAAAAUGCAAGUCAGAAGGACAUCAUUGAGCAGCUGCAAACCACGCAGGCCAUUCAGGACAUUCUGUCAAACUUCCAACUUCGUGCAUCCCUGGACAAUAAGUACGUGGUCUAUCUCCAGGAAGAUAGCUACAACUACCUUAUCCACUACCUCCAAAGCGAUAACAACACUUCCCUAUGCAAGGUGCUUGCUGUGCACACUCACCUGGACGUGCAGCCUGCCAAGAGGACAGACUACCAGCUGUAUGCCAGUGGUGGCUCCUCGCGCAGUGAGAGCAGCAGCCUGGAACCACCAGAUGUGCCCAACCCUACUCUGCAGAAUGAGGCUGCCCUGGAAGACUUGCAGGAAAGUAUCAAGCGAGUCAAGGAUGGACCUCCUUCCCUCACCACCAUCUGCUUCUAUGACUUCUAUAACACAGAGCAGCUGCUGAAUACGGCAGAGAUCUCCUCUGAUAACAAACUUCUGGCUGCUGGAUUUGAUAAUUCCUGCAUAAAGCUCUGGAGCUUGCGGUCCAAAAAGCUGAAAUCAGAGCCCAACCUUGUGGACACAUCUCAUAUCCGGCUAGCCUGUGACACUUUGGAGGAGGGGGAGAAUGAGGAAGACAGUACAGGCAUACAGAUGAAGAUCCUGUGAGGACACUGUGGCCCAGUAUACAGCACACGGUUCCUCACAGACAACUCGGGGCAGCUCUCUUGUUCUGAAGAUAUAUCCGUCAGGUACUGGUACCUGGUGAGCUUCACCAACACUGCUCUAUCAGAAACAUGCCUACCCUGUGUGGGACGUGGACAUCAGCCCCUGUAGCCUGUAUUUGGCAGUGGGUCCCAUGACCUUAUCAUCAGGCUGUGAUCCUUUGAUCGGACGUACCCACUGAGGAUAUAUUCAGGACACCUGACUGACGUGGACUGUGUCAAAUUCCAUCCCAACUCAAACUACUACAGGUUCCACUGACAAAACUGUCUGGCUGUGAAGUGCCCACCAGGGGAACUCAGUGCAGCUCUUCACAGGUGACCGAGGUCCCGUGCUCUCCCUUUCCUUCUCUCCCAACGGUAAGUACUUGGCAUCCACUGGUGAGGACCAGCGGUUAAAGCUGUGGGACUUGACCUCUGGAACACUAUUUUUUAAAGAACUGAGAGGCCACACAGACAGUAUCACCAGUCUGGCCUUUAGCACAGACAGUGGCCUGGUUGCCUCUGCCUCCAUGAACAACUUUGUGCAUGUGUCUGAAACAUCAGAAGCACAUCCUGCAAUAUGCCUGCUAAUGGCUCUUCAGGUGAACUUGUGGGCGUGUACCUUGAACAGAUGAGCAUCAUCCCGAGUGUACAGUUCAUGGCCUGCGAUGACUGGAAUCACACAAGAGAAUCAAGAACAUUAAGUUUUUAUUCAGGCAGCAGACUGGGUGGGGCUGGGACUGGUCACAGUCCAGGACUUGCUAAAACUGAACCAGUGAUUUCAAAAGAGCCCUCCCCUACCCUACACUUACCCAACACAGUCCUGGUGCAGAAGACUCCAGGUGAGAGCUGGACGCUCGGCUUGAGGCCUCCUGGCUGUGUGCAGGCGCCUUGCUUAGCGUCUGUCUCUCCCAUUGGGGUUACUGGAGCAGUUGCAGAACUCCCCUGUAGCAGCUGUAGACAGUGGCUCCUGUGGCUUCUCAAGGAAAAUGGGGCCAGGAGCUAGGAAAGGAAGGGAUGAUCUCACAGCCUUCAUUUCCAUAAUGAUAGAACCAAGACUUUUAUUAUUUAUUAUUAUUAUUAUCAUCAUCAUCAUCAUCAUUGAGAAGAGGAAACCUAGCACUGGCAGAGGUGUCUCUGCUUGUAUCUGCAGGUUUAACUCCUGGCACUGGCUGUGAUACUUGGAAUGUUGAGGUUCAGGGAACUCAGGCUUUGGUAGCCUCGUGUAUCAGGAAAAGGGGGCAGCAUAUAAUGUGCUUCUGCAAGCAGGCAGACAGCUGAGCUGAACAUGGGCUCCUGCACUGGAGGGAGGGAAGACUCUUUUAUUGCCUGCACUUCUGUCAGGACUUCUCUACCCUAGAGAGAAGUGCUGUAGUGGGCAGAGUGUGGACCUCAGCACUUGAAUUGGUUGUCCAAGGUUCCAUCCUUAGUUAGCAUCAUGAACAAAAUUAUGAUAAAGAGUAAUUUUGAAUAGGCCACCGGAUAGACUUCAGAAUACUGAUGACUGUUUAUUCUGGGAUGUGACUUUCUGAUGUCUUUCUUCCUCUGAUCUGCUUCCACCCUCACUGCAGUUCCAGUGCAGUGAACAGGAGCGAAUCAUGAGUGCACACUCACAAGUAUUAAACAUGCUCUAAGGACAGAGGACGUUCUGAUGGU